Messenger RNA from Nematostella vectensis (starlet sea anemone), 1398 nucleotides. RefSeq lists its product as uncharacterized. The record is from RefSeq and is a predicted model, not a curated record. The coding region runs from base 269 to 802 and encodes 177 amino acids. NCBI's taxonomy places the organism in Eukaryota, Metazoa, Cnidaria, Anthozoa, Actiniaria, Edwardsiidae. The transcript has 5 exons.
UUCACGCUAGGAUCUCUGAUUAUUGCUUCAUUGAAGCGCGUUCGUCUAGUGUUUUAAACCAUACAUCGCGGUCAACAGCACCAAACCCUUACCUUAUUCAGUGUGAUUGCCCAAUGACGAGAAAUCAACAUCAUAUCUGACCAUAUCUAUCAUAUUCAUGGGAAUAUGCAUUAUCUAUUGUCAAGGACGCGCGCGUCAUGGUCAAGUCACACUUGUUCGCGAGCCGUCUUAGUGCACACGAUGGCGCAGGCCGCGGGCUUGGUCCAGUAUGACAGUAUUACAGAUGACAGUGGAGAAAUGGAGAAUCACGUGCCCGCCGAUAAAAGCACCGCUACUGACCCGCAGGCCUCAACAGACGACACAGCAAAAAAAAGUGCAUUCGCGAAAAUAUGCCAUACCGAUCGCUGAACUCACAACGGAGAUGGCUAAGCUUUUAAGAGAUGUUAAGGUUUUUUUCACCAAAGACAUUAAUUUGGAAAGAAAAGGGUCGCCCAUUUCUCCCUCGACCUGGACGAAGGCAAAUGAGAGAAUUCUAUGUUAUCUUGGGUUCUGUAGAGACACGCUUCAUUACAAAGACAUCAGCCCAGAUCUAUUUUUAAGAACACGGUUACUCGAAAGGUAUCUGGAUUAUUUAAAGACGGACAGGAAGCUUGCAUCGUCUACCCUAGCUGGAAAUCCAGAUGUUUUCUCUAUGAGGGUGGAUUUCAGUCAGGUAUCAAAUAAAGGAAGUAGGAAGACUUCACCUAUUAUGGUGUUGAUUGGGAUGGACCUGUGGGAAGUGCUAAUGAACAUCAAGUUGUAGUUCCUGAAACAAGAUGUCCUCUUGAUCCUGAAAUGAUUCAACAACUGCAACGACUUGUAGGCACCUCAGUUGAGGACAACAAUUAUAGUAUAGAUACUUUUCAAGAAACAGUCCGUUUGGUGGAAGGACUUUUGUCCUCAUAGCUAGAACAGGAAGUAAUAAAUAAUAAUACAUGCAUGCCUCCAAAACCCUGAUAUGGUCAAGAAAUGGCGCUUCUGGGAUCACAAAUCCAUUUUUAGGCGACCACGGCUAUCCUGUGGGUUGCCUUAUGCUAGGGUGCUAAAAAGUUUUGUCGAGUUCCACUGCCAAAGUAAGAAGUGGACCAAUCACGGCUAACAGUAUUUUAUGGGAUCCCUUACCAGCCAAUCAGUUUUCACUUCUCUCAAAUGAUUUGACAUUUAGCUGUCACCGUGUGCCUGAAAAAUUGUAAACAACUUUGCGAAUCAUCAGAAGUUUUGCUACUAAAUGAGACUUCAUUUACUUGUUAUCGUCUUUUUUUCGAAAAGAUGUGUAUUGUGGUAUUUACUAGGAUUUGGCUGUAGAAACACUGAAGUUAGAGAGGAGAGCAACUCAGCCGGCCAAGCAUGUGCAGGUAA